UUGGUGUCUUCCUUCAUUUCUUAACUUGCAUAUCUAAUGAGCCUUAAGCCACGGAUAAAUUACGCAGGACUAGAGACAGCUCUCGGAGUUGCACAAACUAGUUUGCCAUUUGUACUGUAAGCUGACAAGAUAAAAGGGAUUAUACACUGUAGUUAAACUGUUUUUUUUUUAUCAAUUACGACUCAAAUAACAUGAUGGAGAUGCUUGAAUACAGCCACUACCAGGUGCCGUCUCACCUGGAUAAUCCCUCCAAGUACCACAUCCAGCAGCCUCAGAGGCAGCAGGUGAGGCAGUUUCUGUCCACGACCCUGGGUGGUAAAGCCGGCAGUCAGUGUCCCAGCCAGCCGUCCGAGUACGGCAUGCCGCCUGGACCCGGGAGCAGCGCCCCCAACAGUCCCAUGGCUCUGCUCACACUCAGCUCCAACUGUGAAAAAGAAAUGGAUGAUGUCAUUGAUGAUAUCAUUAGCUUAGAGUCCAGUUAUAAUGAAGAUGUGCUUGGACUGAUGGACCCAGGACUCCAAAUUAACAACCCGCUCCCCGUAUCUGGAAACCUUGAUGUGUACGGCAAUCAAGGACUUCCACACCUGGGCCUGGCCAUCAGCAACUCCUGUCCACCAAGCAUUAAAAGGGAAUACACAGCUCCUGGCAUGAAGCAAGUACUGGACAAGUCUGGAUCCUGUGGUCACUAUGAAAACUAUCAAAGGCAAGAGGGUUUUCCAGUAGAGGCUGAAGUUCGCGCUCUCGCUAAAGAGAGACAAAAGAAGGACAAUCACAAUUUAAUUGAACGAAGAAGGAGAUUCAACAUCAACGACCGCAUCAAAGAACUGGGAACUUUGAUCCCUAAGUCAAAUGACCCAGACAUGCGCUGGAAUAAGGGCACCAUUCUCAAAGCCUCAGUGGACUAUAUCAGGAGGCUGCAGCGAGAGCAGCAGCGAGCGAAGGAGCUUGAGUGCAGGCAAAGGAAGCUGGAGCACGCAAACCGCCAUCUGAUGCUUCGUAUACAGGAAUUGGAAAUCCAAGCCCGGGCCCAUGGUCUCACAGUGGUGUCAUCCCCAUCUGUCUGCACAUCAGAGUUAUUGGCACGAGCCAUUAAACAGGAGCCCAUCCUGGACGACUGCCCAUCAGAGCUCUACACUAACAGUUCAUCCUCUGACAUGUCCCCUCCGACCACACUAGACCUCAACAACGGCACAAUCACCUUCGACCAGAUUCCUGCAGACGCAGUGGACCCCGGGCCCUAUGGGAACUCCAGGAACUGUAAAAUAAAGGAGUUGGUAAGGGACAACACCUUGUCCUCCAUGUCUCCAGACAGUUCCAACAACAUCAGCAGCCGUCACAGUUCCAGCUCCAGUAUGGAGGAGAAGGAGCACAGCUGUUAGCAUUUUCCCAGUGCUGUGAAACACACUGACUCUCACCCAGUCUGUAGCAUCCCAUUAAUGAGGCUCCGGAAUUAAAUUAUCCACAUGACUAAGUGGAUUGAGGAACCUGAAGCUAAUUUAAUUUUGACUCUAUAUUAUAUAUACUUUCUUAAAGUGCGUGAAAAGGAAUAAAAAUGACCUUCUUAUGAACCACACUGAUAAAUAUGAUCAGUGUGAUUACAGUGUUUGUACAGAAUAUUAAAUAAAUAAAAAAUAAAGAGAAGCAACAUUUUUAACAUUUUGGUCGCAGUUUAACAACAUACGGUAUGUACGGUAUGUCCUCUCUCUUCCUCUUUCUCGGCUCUACUUGUUUGUUUUUUUUGUUCUGUUUUUUUCAUUAGGGAUAAUACUUGUUACUUUUUUUAGUACCUGGCGAGCUGAGCUGAUAGUAAAAUGUGAAGUAGACAGACUGUCGGCCACUGGUGGUCAGAGUUUGGUCACUGGAAGAGCCAUUAGCACGACAUCCGAUACAGGAAUCAAACCGAACAAUGCUGAAAUGUAGAUCAGUUAUAAAACGAAAAAGUUGAGAAAACGUAAAAUAUCAAGGCAACAUGAUGCAAGAGAUUUUUGAGUUUUCUCAACUUUUGCCAGCUGUUGUUGACUUAACUAAGGUUUUUAAGUUUUGCCAAGAGUUCUGCCAACUCAGAUCUUUUUGUUCACCUUAUGAGGAUAAUACUGUGAGACCAAUAAAGAACUUCUUGCUUGAACACAA
This is a messenger RNA of Solea solea (common sole), 2130 nucleotides long. It is a transcript of the gene mitfa, whose product is annotated as melanocyte inducing transcription factor a. The transcript is spliced from 9 exons. Bases 192 to 1379 code for a protein of 395 amino acids. NCBI's taxonomy places the organism in Eukaryota, Metazoa, Chordata, Actinopteri, Pleuronectiformes, Soleidae. Gene Ontology annotation, biological process: melanocyte differentiation; regulation of transcription by RNA polymerase II. The record is from RefSeq and is a predicted model, not a curated record. Gene Ontology annotation, cellular component: nucleus. Gene Ontology annotation, molecular function: DNA-binding transcription factor activity, RNA polymerase II-specific; RNA polymerase II cis-regulatory region sequence-specific DNA binding; protein dimerization activity.